This is a messenger RNA of Mycena citricolor, 643 nucleotides long. The record is from the annotation of a GenBank genome assembly. NCBI's taxonomy places the organism in Eukaryota, Fungi, Basidiomycota, Agaricomycetes, Agaricales, Mycenaceae.
UGUUGUUUCGGCUUGCACAUGGACCGGAUGAGCUUCUUCUGCGAAUCCGUGUCAAGUGAGCAACUUCAGCGAGCUUCCUUUGCCAGAAUCGGUGUUGACUCCGCCGCUUAUCAAACCUCCGCUGGCUGGGAACCCGAUUGUCGGGAACGGUCAUGUAUCUCCUUCCGAAAUCUGUCGUUCCAGCUCUUGUCUCCCGCAGUAUCACUCAGCUCCUAACAAGAAUCGCUGAGUCAAGUAUUUUUAUUCAACGGCUACCUUCGGGCGGUGUAGGUCACAAAAAGAUCCCCGCGCUGACUUCUGUUCUGCCACUCAAUCGAGGGCCCAGAUCUACAAUCCGUUCGCCGACGUCGAAACUGUGCUUUUGACCUGUUCAACAGUGAGUCUACUGAAAACAUCGAUAGCGUAUAAUAUUCCCAACUACUCACAGCUCCGCGGGCUGAAUGUUUGUUGUGUCGCAGACAAUACCGCGCAGUGGAGAUACGACCAGUAGCGAUCACCUAGAAGACAGAGUCUCAGCGAGUGUAGAGACACAGGAGCUAUAUCAUUAGCUGUACCUAGAAGACAGAGUCUAUGGUACAAGUCAUAAGUAAGGUCAUUAGAUCGUAAGAGAGAAUGCAUACCUCAGCGAGUGUAGAGACACAGG